This is a messenger RNA of Sclerotinia sclerotiorum 1980 UF-70, 252 nucleotides long. RefSeq lists its product with no specific name. The coding region runs from base 1 to 252 and encodes 83 amino acids. The transcript has 2 exons. The record is from RefSeq and is a predicted model, not a curated record. Lineage: Eukaryota; Fungi; Ascomycota; Leotiomycetes; Helotiales; Sclerotiniaceae.
AUGUUCCUAGCCUUUCUCAUAGGGUUAGAAAUAUCUAGUACUACAAUCCAAGGGAUAAGCUUCCAAGCCAUAUCCUGUUGCAAAUCUUUCCUUGAUCUGAAAUAUGCUGAGAUUUCACAGUUUAUCGCCGCAAGACCCAGAUGCGGCCAUGGCCAUGGAGAUCUGUUUUGGAAUCCAUUCCUUGCCAGAGGAUUCUACCCCGUAAUCGCUCUUACCUUUACACAUCGGUAUUCGUGUUGCACAUCUGUGUGA